AAUAGUGUAAAAUUCAAAUAUCAAAAUAUAUUGACUAAUGCUGCCUUUAAAAGGAUAUUAGAAAAGCUAAAUUUAUCAAUAUCCCAUGAUGAAGGAAAUUCAACUUUAACAGUAUUACCCUCAAAUUGUAGUUGUGGAUAUUUAGAAUCUAUUUUAUUACCAUGUAGGCAUAUUUUUGAAUAUAGAAGAUUGAAUGGUAUAGAUCUGUUUGAUCAAAAUUUAUGUCAUCCAAGAUGGCAGAGAGAUUACUUUAUGAAUUCAAAAAUUUACAUGAUGACUGAUAAAAAUAAUAUACUUACUAAUAAUAUUAAUCAAAAUGAUAUCGAUGGCACUAGAAUUAAUCAUACUAUCAAUGAAAAAAAAAUUCUAUCAUCUGAUGAAAAAUUCAGAAAAGUAAAGGAUAUAAUGCAAAAUAUAUCAUCAUUAUCAUCUCAGAUGAAUCAAAAUGCAUUUAUCAAAAUAUAUACAUACUUAAAAUAUGUUUAUAAAGAUCUAUGUCAGCCUACUCCUAAAAUUUUUGAACAAUUUGAACAUGCUAUCAAUAUAUUUAAUCCAACAUCAGGAUUUAAAUUUAAUGACAUGGAUGUUGAACAAAAACCAGAAAAUCCACUGAAACAAGUUAGUGAAGUAGAAAUCAAUUUCAAUAAUAUUAAAAAUAUUGAAAUGCCAGAAAAAAUGAGUCCUGGAUAUUUAAAAAGACGCAAAGAUGCUAAAAAUAUGAGAAAAGUGAAAGUGAUGAAAGAAAAACAAAUAAAUAACAUCAAUAUAAUGGACAAAGAAAAUAAUCACAACUUUAAGCAUUUGAUAGAUAUGAAAGAUACUAGUUUUCCCUCAUCAAUAAAAAUUUUCACAAAUAGUAAACCCUUACAAACUCUUUCUGAAAACACAAAUUCUACCAGUUUACAUUCAUCAAUGCAAACAUUUAUAGGAUGUGCUAAUGCUAAAAAGCACACUGCUGGCUCAUCAGAUAAAAAUAUAGUUAUCCAUUCUUGUGAUUAUGAUAGACAAAAAGAUUCUUUUAGGCCUCUAUUAAAUACAAAUCAAUUACAAAAAAAGAUAUUAUCAAAGGAUACUUCUGCGAAAACGAACAAUGUACUCCACAGUUCCUUACUACCACAUGGAACUAGUAUUAGGCCAUUAAAUCCUUUUAGGAUUUUACCAAAUAAUAUGCCCAAACUGACAUUACCAUUAAAUAACAUCACAAAUGUCCCAACCAGGGUUGCCAUGUCUCCCCCCAUCAGUGGGAGUCUCCCACAAUUUUUUAGUUUACCCACAUACAUCUCACUCCCACAAAACUCCCACAAUUAGAAAUCUCCCGCAAAAAGCUCCCACAAUUUUUUAAUUUCUCCCACA
Messenger RNA from Gordionus sp. m RMFG-2023, 1353 nucleotides. RefSeq lists its product as uncharacterized. The record is from RefSeq and is a predicted model, not a curated record. NCBI's taxonomy places the organism in Eukaryota, Metazoa, Nematomorpha, Gordioida, Chordodea, Parachordodidae. The transcript is spliced from 9 exons. Bases 253 to 1308 code for a protein of 351 amino acids.